AUGGACUAUGACUUUAAAGUGAAGCUGAGCAGCGAGCGGGAGCGGGUCGAGGACCUGUUUGAAUACGAGGGCUGCAAAGUUGGCCGAGGCACUUAUGGUCACGUCUACAAAGCCAAGAGGAAAGAUGGGAAAGAUGAUAAGGACUAUGCUUUAAAACAAAUAGAAGGAACUGGGAUCUCUAUGUCGGCAUGUAGAGAAAUAGCAUUACUUCGAGAGCUUAAGCAUCCAAAUGUCAUCUCUCUUCAAAAGGUGUUUCUGUCUCAUGCUGAUAGGAAAGUAUGGCUUCUGUUUGACUACGCUGAACAUGACCUCUGGCAUAUAAUCAAGUUUCACAGAGCUUCUAAAGCAAACAAGAAGCCAGUUCAGUUACCUCGGGGAAUGGUGAAGUCACUAUUGUAUCAGAUCCUAGAUGGGAUUCACUACCUGCAUGCUAACUGGGUGUUGCACAGGGAUUUGAAACCUGCUAAUAUUUUAGUUAUGGGUGAAGGUCCUGAGCGAGGAAGAGUAAAAAUUGCUGAUAUGGGCUUUGCCCGAUUAUUUAAUUCACCUUUGAAGCCUUUAGCAGAUUUGGAUCCAGUAGUCGUAACAUUCUGGUACCGAGCCCCAGAAUUACUUCUUGGAGCGAGACAUUAUACCAAAGCUAUUGAUAUUUGGGCUAUAGGGUGUAUAUUUGCAGAACUACUAACGUCAGAACCAAUAUUUCACUGUCGACAAGAGGACAUCAAAACUAGUAAUCCUUAUCACCAUGACCAGCUGGACAGAAUAUUCAAUGUAAUGGGAUUUCCUGCAGAUAAAGAUUGGGAAGAUAUAAAAAAGAUGCCCGAACAUUCAACAUUAAUGAAAGAUUUCAGAAGAAAUACGUAUACCAACUGCAGCCUUAUCAAGUACAUGGAAAAACAUAAAGUUAAACCAGAUAGUAAAGCAUUCCACUUGCUUCAGAAGUUGCUUACCAUGGACCCAAUUAAGCGAAUUACCUCAGAACAGGCUAUGCAGGAUCCCUACUUCUUAGAAGAUCCGCUUCCUACAUCAGACGUUUUUGCCGGUUGUCAGAUCCCUUACCCCAAACGAGAAUUUUUGACAGAAGAAGAACCUGAUGACAAAGGAGACAAAAAGAACCAGCAGCAGCAGCAGGGCAAUAACCAUACUAAUGGAACUGGUCACCCAGGGAAUCAAGACAGCAGUCACACACAGGGACCCCCGUUGAAAAAAGUGAGAGUUGUCCCUCCGACCACUACCUCAGGUGGACUAAUCAUGACCUCAGACUAUCAGCGUUCCAAUCCACAUGCUGCCUAUCCCAACCCUGGACCAAGCACAUCACAGCCACAGAGCAGCAUGGGAUACUCAGCUACCUCCCAGCAGCCUCCACAGUACUCACACCAGACACACCGGUACUGA
Molecule: messenger RNA, 1395 nt
Organism: Puma concolor (puma)
Lineage: Eukaryota; Metazoa; Chordata; Mammalia; Carnivora; Felidae
Gene: CDK8
Product: cyclin dependent kinase 8
Biological process (GO): protein phosphorylation
Cellular component (GO): nucleus
Molecular function (GO): protein serine/threonine kinase activity; ATP binding
Source: RefSeq, a predicted model, not a curated record